UGGAGGAGGUGGGAGAGGAGGCGGAGGAGCGAGAGGGAGAAGUGUGGGGCAAGCUAGACAGAUGGAGGACGGCACCCAGCACCUGGGACACUGCAUGGUUGACAUGAAGGAGCUGAGUGCCGAUCCUGAAGGACUGAGCGACGCUGGUGUUAUCCUAACAUCCAAGCUGCCUCAGGUGGAGUUCAGUCUCGGCUGUAAUGAUCUGGUGGCCUCAGGCGCAGACAGGAAGCCCAACGCUUUGGUCCAGGUGGCUGUCAUAGAUCCCCACAAGCAGCACCUCUUGUCUCUCGCCUGCACAGAAAUAGUUGAGGCCAACAAAGACCCGCUGUUUCUGACGGGGAUGACCUUCCCCUCAGAGCAUCCUGCUAGCCCAGAGACACUAGUCAAGCUUACUGUGUAUGAUGCAAAGGACAAGAGCCAGGAAUCAAGCUCCUUCCUGGGCAGUGCCACGUUUUCGGUGGGGGAUCUGCUGAGGGCCAAAGAUGACCGGCUGACCUUGAGUCUCAGGUCAUCUGAUGGUGUGUGUGCAGCGGGAACAGUGGUGGUGAGCCGUCUGAAGAUGGGGGAAAUGGAGGAAGUUGACGUGGACCACAUCACCACCGACAUAGCGCCACAGAAGUGUCCCUUGGUCUGCGAUUCUGCGCAUCACUCCAGUAUCGACAGAGAAAAUAACCCGCUGACAGGACCAGUGUUCAUCAACCCAGUAUGCAAAGUGUACAGAUUUCAAACGGUGGACAGCAAGUGGAUGCUUGUGCGGGAACAAAUGGAGGAGUGCACUUUGUCGUUCAGCGUCCCCAAGCAGCUGCUCUCACUGUACAUACAGGAGGACAUGAGCAGGGUCCAGGAUCUGAGGGAGCUAGGCGAGCUCUCCCCGCACUGGGACAACCUGAGGAAGGAGGUGAUGACCCGAUAUGGAGGAAUCAUCAGCUCCUAUCAGGAGACUUUGGCUGAGCUGGACAAGAUUACAGGUCGUUCAUUCAAGCCAAGCUGCUGCAAAGCCCAGAAGUCUUUGGAGUUCAUCCCAAUUAACUUGCACACCCAGAGGAUGAGGGUGACGUGCCCCAAAAAAACAGAUGCAUUUUAUGACAUUAUCACUGUCGGUGCGCCUGCAGCCCACUUCCAGGGCUUCAAGUGCGGUGGCUUGCAGCGUCUCCUAAGCAGAUACGAAACAGAGAAAAAGAGCUUCAGCACUGCCUACCAGUGUAUCUACUACUCCCCAGAGCACACAGCCAAAGCUCAGGAGGUGCUCAGCACCAUGAGCCUCCUCCAGCCCCUCAUCACAGGUUUGGCGGACCAACUCCUCCAGGCUGCCCACGAGCGCUCUUCCUCCGGACUGAGGGAUGUACUCAAGAACCUUUCUGACAAGACGGAACAGUUUGUUCACACACUUAAGGAUGAACUGGUCAAGAGUGCUCUGCUAGCGCUGCAUGCAGCGCGGCCGGGGUACGUUUCCAAGAACCAGAAGCAAAACCAACACCAAGACCACAUCGACCAGGGCAGUGAACAGAAUCAGGUCCCAGCCCAGGGACUUCCAGGCCACAGUCCAACCACAUCCAUCUCUGAGAGCACAGUGGUGUGUAAUAAUGUGGAUGCAUCUCAAGCCAUGACUGGGGGAGGGGGUGGACCUUUACCGGUGAAGCACCAAGACUCCAUACCGCACCAUAAAGAGUACGACGAGGAGGAAUGGGACAGGGUGUGGGCCAACGUGGCCAAAUGUCUCAACUGUGUAAUCGCCAUGGUGGACAAACUCCAGGAAGAAGACGGCAGCAAGCAGGAGCCCGUCCCUGAACAGCAGCUCGCCGACGUCAUCACUUCACACAACCCCGGGGACUGGAGGGAGCAGUUGUCUCCUCUGGUUACCAGGUUAAAGGAGUGUGUGAUCGAGGUGGUGGACAAGGCGAAGAGAGCCAUGACAUUUGUGCUCCUGCAGGAGGCAGCCUGCAGCAUUCCACAGGGCUUCGUCCUCCAGCAGAGGCGGGACGUUGUCUUCAGUCAGGCACUGGCAGCUCUGGCCUGUGGUUUUGUCAUGAAGUUGUACGCAGGAAUGCAAGACAAAGGUUUCCUUAUGCAGCUCCAUCUAGUUGGACUGGUGGCCCAGUUUGAGAGCCUGCUCAGCACCUACAGUGAAGAGAUCGGGAUGCUGGAGGACAUGGAGGUUGGAAUCUCAGACCUUCAGAGAGUCGUGUUCAAGAUUACAGAGGCCAAGACGGAUGACCUCAGCAACCUCCAGCCUUUAGUGUGUGGCCGACGAGACCACUUCACUGUAGAAGUGCCAUUACCGCAGCUGGUUUUCCAGGCCUUGCCAGAGGAGAUCAAGGAGGGCAAGCCUCUUCGAGUAUUCCCGGUGCUGUUUAACGUGGGGAUCAAUGAACAACAAACUAUAGCAGAGAGGUUUGGAGAUAUCUCCCUACAAGAAAGGAUAAACCAGAAGAACUUUGAGACAUUAGAAGCUUAUUACAAAUCAUUAAGUGAAGCGGUGCCACUAGAAUGUCUACCGUGUUUUCAGACGCAGACUGACAUUAAGGAAUUACUUGAAACCUUGGGGCAGAAUGUAGUCACAAAGAAGAGAAAGAAUGUGGAAAUACUUUGGAUUGCUGGAACAAUCUGCCGAAGGUUAAAUGGCAUCAGGUUCACCAGCUGUAAAAGUGCCAAAGACCGAACAUCCAUGUCUGUCACGUUAGAGCAGUGUGCCCUCUUACGUGAUGAACACCAGCUCAGCAAGGACUUCUUCGUUCGUGCUCUGGACUGUAUGCGGAGAGAAGGAUGUCGGAUUGAGAACGUUCAAAAGAAUAUUAAAUGCAGGAAAUAUGCCUUCAACAUGUUGCAGCUGAUGGCCUUCCCCAAGUGCUACCGACCACCAGAGGGGACUUACGGCAAAGUUGACUCUUGAGGAUGUAAACCACGCACUGCAGAGCUACUCGGUCAAGCUGGAAUUUGGCAAAUAUGUUUUAUUUUUUUAUUAUUGUUUUGUAAAAUAAAGGCACUUUUCUACUUUACGUUUCACAGCUCAAGCAGCAACGAUGCAGUGUGUGUGUGUGUGUGUGUGUGUGUGUGUGUGUGUGUGCGUGUGUGCGUCCGUGCAAACCAUACCUUUGGAUAAUCUGUGUGUGUAGUGCGUCACUGAACUUUUAAAGCCCUCAGGCAGUUGAACCUGCGCUCUCUGAAGAUGUCUGUGUGUUCUGCAACAAUCUUAACUCGGCUUUCAAGUUCAGUUUGUCUCUUUGGCCUCGUGGAGACGACAGCUGUGAAAGCAAAAGCUAGUGGGCUUCUUGUUGACGGCGUACCCGUCCAAGAAUUGACAUCUUUUCUCCAGAGAUGGAUGUUUGUGGUAUGAAUACUCCUCCCCACAAAUAACUUGUUUAAAUGCGUUGAGUGUGAGCACAGAAAUUAAAGUCUAGCAUCUAAAAGUGUGGGUUUGUGCUCUGUUAUGUUGUGGUUUUGAGUUCAGCCAUGUUUUUUUAUGGUUGUUUUGUCCAGUGAUGUUAAAUGAAAGUUGGAAACAAUGGACCAUUCAUUUCUGAAUGCUAUAAGAACAAAUUCCAUUAUUUAUUUUUUGUUUUUCCUAACAUGGUUUUAAAUACUCUAAGGUUUGAUACCUUGGAUUUGCAGGCCUGUUUAAUGUAAUCAGCUGUGUAACGUUUUUAACCUUUACAGAUGUCUAUUUAAAACGAAAGGCUGGUUUGAUGUAUAGUAAUGAUUGUCAAGUAUUUAGUCAGUAUCAUAGGCCUUCAUUUAGAUCAACAGGUAUGUGUGUUUGUUUUGUUUUUGUACCUUUUUUUUUAUUAUUAUUAUUAUUUUUAUUUUUACCUUUUCAUUGAUGCGCAAUAAACAGAUCAUAUGACAGAACA
Mugil cephalus (flathead mullet) is the source of this 3848-nucleotide messenger RNA. It is a transcript of the gene inpp4b, whose product is annotated as inositol polyphosphate-4-phosphatase type II B. Gene Ontology annotation, cellular component: cytoplasm. The coding region runs from base 62 to 2890 and encodes 942 amino acids. The transcript is spliced from 22 exons. The record is from RefSeq and is a predicted model, not a curated record. NCBI's taxonomy places the organism in Eukaryota, Metazoa, Chordata, Actinopteri, Mugiliformes, Mugilidae. Gene Ontology annotation, molecular function: phosphatidylinositol-3,4-bisphosphate 4-phosphatase activity.